Labrus bergylta (ballan wrasse) is the source of this 1027-nucleotide messenger RNA. The record is from RefSeq and is a predicted model, not a curated record. NCBI's taxonomy places the organism in Eukaryota, Metazoa, Chordata, Actinopteri, Labriformes, Labridae.
CCGGCGAGAUCCUGUGGGAGCAUCUGGAGGACAUGAGGAGAGGUGAAACACUCAUUCCUACUCGUCUAAAAUAUUUGAGAACGAAUACGACUGCAGCUCGACUUUAACCAUGUGCACAUUAUCGUCUUACUGCCAGCUGCAAACAAACAAAGAAAACUUCUCCGACUACGUUCACGAUCAUCCAGACAAACACGCUUAUCAUGCUCAGUACCAUCACGCCGAGCGGACGGAGUUGCACGCUCUGGACUCUGUGAGCGUCCAACAUCAGGAUUAUUAUCUCCUCAAAUCUGAAGACCCGACGAGCAGCCUGAACGCAGAUCUGCUGCUCGAAGCAGGAGAGACGGACUCAGAGGUGGAGAUUUCUCACAGUGACGACUCCGACAUCAUGGGCUCUCUGUCGUGGACAGCUCCACUCCGGGAAAUUGAUCCUAUGACGGAGGAGAACAUGUCGGAAGGCGUCUUCGUUUUGCCACAGACACACCGGAGCUUCAAAGAAUACGUCGGAAACAAAACCGACCUCGGCCGAGCCGUGAUCCCAGCAGCCAUCCUCGCUGGGUACACAGGAAGUGGUCCAAUCCAGCUGUGGCAGUUUCUCCUGGAGCUCCUCACAGAUCGGAGCUGUCAGUCGUGUAUCAGCUGGACGGGAGACGGCUGGGAGUUCAAGCUGACCGACCCCGAUGAGGUGGCACUGCUGUGGGGUCGCAGGAAGAACAAACCCAAGAUGAACUACGAGAAGCUGAGUCGAGGUCUGAGAUAUUACUACGACAAAAACAUAAUCCGAAAGACAGCCGGAAAGCGCUACGUGUACCGCUUCGUCUGCAACCUGCAAGGCCUGCUGGGAUACGAGCCCGGGGAGCUGCAUGCCAUGUUGGACAUCUGCAACAACAGUCAGUGAUGAUGUCAUCAAAAAAGAGACAAUUUUUUAUACAAGAUACUUUUGUAUGAGUUUAUUAAUGAGAACUGCCUGAGGCUCUGAGUGUGUGUGUGUGUGUGUGUGUGUGUGUGUGUGUGUGUGUGUGUGUGUGUG